This is a messenger RNA of Glycine soja, 1510 nucleotides long. Its product is annotated as GATA transcription factor 18-like. The transcript has 2 exons. Bases 376 to 1140 code for a protein of 254 amino acids. Gene Ontology annotation, molecular function: sequence-specific DNA binding; DNA-binding transcription factor activity; zinc ion binding. Gene Ontology annotation, biological process: flower development; regulation of DNA-templated transcription. The record is from RefSeq and is a predicted model, not a curated record. NCBI's taxonomy places the organism in Eukaryota, Viridiplantae, Streptophyta, Magnoliopsida, Fabales, Fabaceae.
AAAAUCUUAUGCAGAGUCACAAACAGUGCCACAACAUAUAAUAAAAAAACACUUCCCUUCCAGCUUCCACUACUACUACCCUACCACCAUUCCUCUGGGUCCCUCUAUGUCUUUUAUAGUUUUCAUUCUAUUCACAGUUAACGACAAGGUGGACUGCAGGUGCUAGCUGACUGGUAUUUCGCCAUUUUCUUAGCUUAUAAAGCUACCUGACAACACCCACUUCUCACUUCUCUUCUCUCCCGUACCGUUUUAACUCUUUCUUCUUCCCACUUCCCAUUUCAAACCUUCUAUAAUUACAUUGCAUAUUUCUCUCUCGCUUUAAAAUUUGAGACACCCAAGAGGAGAUUGAUCGAUCGAAUUAAUCGGGCAAGGGAAAUGAUGCAUCAUUGUUGUGGAAGCUCCCAGGGGCACGUGAUGGGCACGUGCACAUGCGGCAUGUAUCACAGCGAAACCAGCGCUUAUGGCUCGAUGCUGUUUUCCGUGCCCAACAACAGCGAAUAUGACAUGUAUUCGUCCUUCACGCCCUCUCCUUCCUCCGUGGACUGCACGCUCUCCCUCGGAACACCCUCCACGCGUUUAACCCAAGACGACGACCAUGACAACGACAACAAACGACACCCCCACCAACGUCGUUCUGGAGUCGCCAAUUUUUGCUGGGACCUGCUCCAUUCCAAACACAACAACAACAACACGCAAUCUCAAAGCAAGUCUAGUAGCAGAGGAAGCAGCAGCAGCAGCAACAACAACAACAACAACAACGACCCUCUCCUCGCUCGUCGUUGCGCCAACUGCGACACCACUUCCACUCCCUUAUGGAGGAACGGUCCUCGUGGUCCUAAGUCACUAUGCAAUGCUUGCGGGAUCAGAUUCAAGAAGGAAGAGAGAAGAGCGAGCGCCGCCGCCGCCACGUCGACGGCGGUUCCCGGCGGCGAGAUGGAAUUGGCGCGCGUGUACGGCCACCACCACAACAAUUCGUGGUACGCCGCACACUCGCAGAACCAGAAGAUGAUGAUGAUGGGUAACGAGUUACGCUUCAUGGACGAUUCCGAAGACAGGGACUCGGAGAAUAACGGCAUUCCCUUUCUCUCUUGGAAACUGAACGUUCCAGAUAGAACGAGCCUCGUUGAUGAACGAUGGUGAUAUCCUUAAUUAAUACUACGUUAACAAUAACGAGAGAGAAAAAAAAAAGAGAAAAGUUGGAAUCGAAGUAGCUAGUUACAACCUUGACGUUCAAGACCACGCAGUAGGUGUACGUCGACGUAGUUUUACGAUGGUGAUGUAGAUGUUUUUGAUUGCGAUGGUUGCAUUGCAUUAUGGUCUCGUCAAUGUGAUGUUUUAUUUUAAUUUUUAGUUGAACUUUUCCUUUUUGUUUGGUUCCUUUUUCUCCGUCUUGUGAAAGAUGAUGGAGUGAGAACGGGAUAAUUCUAUGUUCUUAGUUUGCUUUUUCUUUGGUCUUCCUUCUUUAACUUUCUCUUUCAGUUACUACUACUACCACCUUUCUGUUCCUUCA